AUGAUCCCGCCCGAAGAUGGACCAGGGGAUGGUGACACGCUGACCAACACGGUAAGUGCACAGAGACUUUCUUUCACAGCAAAGAGCACAGAAGCUUACAGAGAUGGCUGCAUGGUGCAGGAGACAAGAGGACAAGGCAGCAUCCGCACCCCAGGCAGAGUGAGAGCUGCCCAGGUCUGCGGGUCCCCGGGACGGACAGCCACGCAAAGAGAGGAUUCCAGUGGACACAAGGAGCUCGCCUCAGCUCGGCCACCAUUGUCCCACGGCCUCUGGGCUGUGAGACUCUGCCACAGGGAGCCUGGGAAGGGGAAGCCCUUUAAGCUCCUAGGAAUUUUAGAUGUCGAAAGCAUUCCCUGUGCACGAGAUUCCAUCUUAUAUGGUUCAUUAGGAUCUGUUGUGGCUGGCCUUGGACAUUUUUUGUUAACUAGUAGAAUUAGAAGAUCAUGUGAUGUUGGAGUAGGAGGAUUUAUCUUGGUGACUUUAGGAUGCUGGUUCCAUUGUAGGUAUAAUUAUGCAAAGCUAAGAAUCCAGGAAAGAAUUGCCAGAGAAGGGAUUAAAAAUAAGAUUUUGUAUGAAAGUACCCACCUUGAUCCUGAAAGAAAACAAACCAAUGGCGGCAGCGGCGGCAGCACCUGAGCAGUCUUGAGCGUAGGAAACUCAGAUAAAACUCACUUCAGGGUGAACACAGCUGAGGUCAACUACAGAACACAUUUUAUGUACCAGAAGGCUUUCAAUCAAGUAAAUAAAGUACGUGUAAGCUGUA
Molecule: messenger RNA, 763 nt
Organism: Vicugna pacos (alpaca)
Lineage: Eukaryota; Metazoa; Chordata; Mammalia; Artiodactyla; Camelidae
Source: RefSeq, a predicted model, not a curated record